GCCACGCCGCACCAACUCGGUCAUCCCGCCCUCCGCCACCCCAGUCGACGCGGCGGCGCACGCGAGACGAGGCGGCGGCGGCGGCGGACGGAGAGCUUAGCGGAGCGGAGAGAUGUGGGUCUUCUACCUGAUAUCGCUGCCCCUGACGGCCGGGCUGGUGGCCGCCACGCUGCGCUACUUCGCCGGCCCCGCCGUGCCGCUCUACGUCCUCGCCACCGUCGGAUACGCCUGGCUCUGCUCCCUCUCCUUCGUCAUCCUCGUCCCCGCAGACAUCUACACGACAAUUACCGGCGACCAGAAGGGUGACGUUGGAUUCUUUUGGAGCUGGUCUUAUUGGAGCUCAUUUAUACUAGCAUGGGUUGUCGUUCCUACCAUCCGUGGCUAUGAGGAUGCUGGAGAUUUCACUGUUAAGGAAAGGUUGAAAACCAGUAUCAGAGCCAACUUGCUCUAUUAUGAAAUUGUGGGAGCUAUCGGCUUUUUCGGAGUCAUUCUGAUUAUGAUCAUGCGUCACGAUUGGGGUGGUGCUAUUUUGGGCUUGGCCAUGGCAUGCUCAAAUACCUUUGGACUAGUGACAGGUGCCUUUCUUCUUGGUUUUGGAUUGAGCGAAAUUCCAAAGGAUAUAUGGAAAAAUGCUAACUGGAAUCGCCGCCAAAAAGUUCUCUCUCACAUAGUUGCAAAGAUGGAUGUAAAACUUGUCAAUGCUCACGAAGAAUAUUGCAACACAAUUGCUGUUGUUCAAGCCACAUCGAAACAAAUGUCCAAGCGUGACCCAGUAAGGCCUUAUAUGGAUAUUAUUGAUAAUAUGCUGGCUCAAAUGCUGAGAGAUGACCCACUGGUCAAGAUUUCUGGUGGAAAAUUAGAAGAAAAUGAUAUGGAUUAUGAUACUGACGAAAAAACAAUGGCUGAACUUCGACGUCGACUUAGGAGAGCACAUGAGGAGUACUGUAGGUGUAAAAGCAAUUAUACAACCGCUGUCAUGGAAGCCCUUGAACUGGAGGACACAGUUACAAACUACGAGCAACAUGAUGCAUAUGGAUGGAAAUAUGUAUCAGGUAUAAGGGAAAGUCGAUCAGGCACACUAGGGUCCUUCCUUGACCAUAUAGAGUUCAUUUGGCGUUGUAUGCUGAGAAAGCGACUUCUGAAAGUUCUUGCUGUACUCCUUGGCUGCAUCUCAACUGCCAUACUGUUGGCUGAGGCCACUUUACUGUCAACUGGUGUUCAUUUGUCACUUUUUUCCAUUCUUAUAAAUGCUGCAGGAAAGCAAGAAGUUCUAGUCCAGGUUGUUGCAUUUGCUCCGUUGCUGUAUAUGUGCAUUUGCACAUAUUAUCCGCUCUUUAGGAUUGGGAUGAUGGUGGUCUAUUCACUUACUCCAAGACAAACCAGUUCCGUCAGCCUGCUUAUGAUCUGCUCAAUGGUUGCAAGAUAUGCUCCAGCUAUCUCUUACAACUUUCUGAAUCUCGUUCAUCUUGGUGGGGAUGUUAGAACUACUUUUGAGAAGAGGAUGGGGAGCAUCGAUGAUGCGGUUCCUUUCUUCGGGAGGAACUUCAACAGAAUUUAUCCACUCAUUAUGGUUGUUUAUACCAUACUAGUCGCUGGUAAUUUCUUUGGAUAUCUGUUUGAAAUUUUUGGAAGCUGGAAAAGGUUUAAAUUCUGGACCGAGGAAGAAGAAGAUAUGGACGGAUUUGAUCCAUCUGGGGUGUUUAUUCUGCAGAAAGAAAGAUCUUGGAUUGAACAAGCGCGUAAACUCGGUGAGCAGGUUACUCCAUUGGCAAGAAACUUCAGUUCUGUAAGCAAAGACGUUGAAUCUGGAAACGUGCUACAGGCUGCAGAGAUUGUGGGGAUGAAAGUAACAGUGCAUCCUGCUAAAAGUGAAGGAGUAGUCGAGUCGAAAUAUGGUGUCAAUGUUGACCAUAAAUAUUCUUCCAUUAGGGAACAUCCUAGUCCCAGCAGUCAUCAGUCAGUUAAGCAAGUGCAGAAAGAAACACAUUCCACCUCUAUUUUGGUCGAAGCAGGGAACUCUAAAAAACCAUCUCCUGUUAGUGUAGAAGCAGAGCCAUCAGCUGGGGUCACAUCUAGAUGGGCCUCGAUGAAGGCGGGAUUUCAGAGUUUCAGAUCGAACGCGAGUUUCAAGAAGUUGCUUCCUUCGAGCCUAUCACGUACGAGCUCAUCUACUUCUUCAGAGUCGCUAGACGAGAUAUUCGAGGGAUUAAAACGGCACUCAAGCAAAAGCAUUCCACAGGUGGAUUACCUUGAUGAGGAUGACAACACGAUUGACACGAGUUGAACAAUUUGAUGACCGACAAGGUAGUUUGACAUAUCCAAAGUUAGAAUAUGAAAGCUCAGCUUGUGAAGAACUGGAGAGCUGUAGCUGCAGAAGAGGAGAUACAGCUUGUCCAUUCCCUCCAAAAAUGUUGCGGAAGGUAUAGAAAAGCUAGUGUGCAGAUCUUUUUUCCUUUCAACAAGGAGGAUCAGCGCCGGCCCUCUGUGACUAGUGUACAGUACAGGAUCACCAAAUAGAAAGCAAAGGCGUAGAAAGUAGUUCAGAGAUUCGCCUUAAAUGGCGAAGCAUGUAAUCAUGAACUUAAGCAGUUCUUGAUGGUCUCUGAAAAAGGAAAAGCAUUUAUGUGCACCAAAUGUUAGCUUCACUGGGCAAGAGAUCCUAGGACCAGUAUGCUCGGCGGUAGCAGUACAAUGCCAGUUUUUCUUUUUCGCGAUAAAGGGUAAUAUUUUAAUA
Molecule: messenger RNA, 2734 nt
Organism: Lolium perenne
Lineage: Eukaryota; Viridiplantae; Streptophyta; Magnoliopsida; Poales; Poaceae
Source: RefSeq, a predicted model, not a curated record